Messenger RNA from Dendrobium catenatum, 1826 nucleotides. Its product is annotated as nuclear pore complex protein NUP62. Gene Ontology annotation, cellular component: nuclear pore; nuclear pore central transport channel. The record is from RefSeq and is a predicted model, not a curated record. NCBI's taxonomy places the organism in Eukaryota, Viridiplantae, Streptophyta, Magnoliopsida, Asparagales, Orchidaceae. Gene Ontology annotation, biological process: RNA export from nucleus; protein import into nucleus. Gene Ontology annotation, molecular function: phospholipid binding; structural constituent of nuclear pore.
GUUUGCAUAGCCAUAGGUCGAUGCGCGCGUCCAAAAAAAGCACCCGAGCGUUUGAAGCCUCCGAAAACCCUCACACCAUUGUCAGAAACGAAGAAACACUUGUUGGGAGUGGAAGCAGUCCAUCUCGAAUUUGAAUGGCAGCGUCCUUCUCCUUCAACCCUUCUUCCAACUCUUCCUCAUCAUCCUCCCAGUCUCCGGGAUUCUCUUUCUCUCUUUCCUCUAGCUCUUUAGCAUCUUCAUCUUCCCCGUUCUCCUUCUCUUCUGCCGCCUCUUCUACCUUUUCAUCCUCCGCUACCGCUACCGCUGCCUCCGCCAACCAGACCCCAUCCUUCUCCUUCGGCUCCGCCGUCACCUCGGCUUCGCAGUCCAACCCGUUCGAUUCCUCGUUUUCCUCCGCUGCAUUCUCCUUCAACUCAUCGUCAUCCGUCUUUAGCUCCUCAUCAAACCCUAACUUAUCUAUGGCGGCUACUAGCAGCUUGCUCGCCGUAUCAUCUGCAUCCAAACCCUUCUCAUACUCCUUCAGCUCGACCUCCACUCCUGCUUCGGCCGCAGUAACUACCUCCUCUUCCUCCCCCACAUCUUACUUCAGCUUUUCUUCCGGUCCAGCCUCGUCAUUCUCCUUCAAUAGUUCCUCGUCGACUACGCUUUCUUCCUUUCCUACCCUUGUAUCUGACUUCUCUUCAAACAUGUCAUCCGCCAAUGUUGCAGCAGCUCCUGCAACUUCUUCCAUCACAAAUCCUAACAUUGGAGGUGGCUCAUCGCCGCCCCUCUUCGGAUUUGGGGCAUCCACCGCUUCCGCUACUUUGCCUGCCUUAGGGGUGUCGUCCUCUGCUUCUGCCCAGUCAUUCCCAGUGUCGCCUUUGUUCGCUGCGGCUAGUUCCACAGCGGCUUCUCUUCUCACCUCAAGCUCGGGAGCAACCAAUCCUUUUGGCAGCGCGGCUUUAUCAUCAACAGCGACCACCCCAUUCUUUCCUUCCAUCAUUCAAUCUUCCUCUGCCAUUUCAUCAAGCACAACCACGGGAACUCUCUUCCCCAAUCAGUUACCGUCAUCUUCAACAUCUUCAUUCUCAUUUGGAAGUGCUCUGUCCUCGUCCAGCUCAUCUAGUUCUGCUCCAUCUACCCAAACUGUCUUGUCAUCAACUGCCACUAAUACGACCUCUUCCUCUGCUCUAAAUUUGCAACCUGCUGUUUCUUUUGGGAGUUCUGCUUCCCAGCCCUCUUUUGGCUUCGGUAUCAUUGCUCCCACAGCUAAUUCAGCCGACUCUUCGGUUCCUCUCUUCUCCAGCGCCGCGGCUGCAAAGUCUUUCUCAUUACCCUUUGGUUCUUCUUCCUUUUCAGCAGCAUUGGCAACUUCAACAGGUGCUACUUCCAAUGUUAUUGCAUUUGCAACUGCUUCAGCUACUCCUGCUUCCUCCACUUUGUUUUCUACUCAAUCUUCUGCUUCUGUUGCAUCUACUCCAUCUAUUCCUCCUUUGGGAGCUUCCGCCUCUUCUGCAAUGCAGUCAGCUGCUACAGCAGCAGCAGCAGCAGCUGUAAGUUCGGCGACUGCAUCCACAAGUUCUUUGCCAAGCUUGAGCUUGUCAUCAAGUUCUGCUGUUUCAACCACUUCAUCAGCAUCAACAGCGUUUCCAUUACAGCCCUCAUCAGCUCUUGCUUUUGGUUCUACGUCAGCAGCUGUAAAUAUAUUUGGAUCCAGUUCUGCUACAACACAAGCAUCGUCUCCAGCUACUGCUAUUGUUGGCUCAGUAUAUUCUACUUCAGGUAGUUUGGCUAUAUCUCAGGCGCCAAAGUUACCCUCCGAAAUUGCUGGAAAGACUGUUGAGGAG